Fimicolochytrium jonesii is the source of this 318-nucleotide messenger RNA. RefSeq lists its product as uncharacterized. The transcript has 2 exons. The record is from RefSeq and is a predicted model, not a curated record. NCBI's taxonomy places the organism in Eukaryota, Fungi, Chytridiomycota, Chytridiomycetes, Spizellomycetales, Powellomycetaceae. The coding region runs from base 1 to 318 and encodes 105 amino acids.
AUGGCGGUGAUCCAGGAAGACUCCAUAGUGAUCGCUGGCGGUUCCUCGGGCGGACAUCUCGCAACUAUCAUGGCCUUCACUCAGAACAACCCCACAUUUCAACCUGGGUUCGAGGCGGUUUCCACGCGGUUCAGCGCAUGCAUGGCUUUCUACCCACCAAUCGACUUGACCAACACCAGCGGUCAUGCGCCCGACGGCUAUGCCGCCUGGUUCGCGAGCACCAUCUGCAAGCCAGAGUUCAAUCAGGCCGAAUGGGUCCGGAAGAACGCAUGCCCGAUGGGUAUGGUAACGGGCAAUGGUACCGACUCGCGCCGUUGA